CUUUUUGCCUCAUUCUACUGAACCUUUCAUGGCAGAAUAUAUAUCUAAUAAUCAUAUUCCAAAGUUGAAAAAAAAAAAGAAAAAGAAAAUGGUAGUCAAAAGUAGUUCUGUAGUUAUCCUUUUCUCCAUCAUAGUUCUUGUUGUGGAGGGUUCAUUUCAGGCCAUUAGUGCUUCCAGUGUUGCUGAUAUUGUGACUGAUGCUUUCUUCAAUGGAAUUGCUAAUCAAGCCGGCUCGGGCUGUGCCGGAAAAGGGUUCUAUACUCGAUCAGCGUUUCUUAGCGCUGUGAAUUCGUAUCCUGCAUUCGGAACUACUGGUUCUACGGAUGAUGCUAAGAGGGAGAUUGCUGCUUUCUUUGCUCAUGUCACUUAUGAGACUGGACAUUUUUGCUACGUGGAAGAGAUAAACCGAUCAAGUGCCUUCUGUGUAACCGGUACUCAAUAUCCAUGCGUACCCGGGAAAAGCUACUAUGGAAGAGGUCCUCUCCAGCUGACAUGGAACUUCAACUAUGGUCCUGCGGGACAAAGCAUCGGUUUCGAUGGUUUAGGCAAUCCGGAUAUUGUGGCCAGAGACAAUGUGAUUUCAUUCAAAACUGGGUUGUGGGAUUGGAUGAGAAAGUGCCAUUCAAUCAUCAAUUCUCAAGGAUUUGGGGCUACGAUUCAGGCAUUUAAUGGUGCACUCGAAUGUAAUGGUGGAAAUUCGGCAGCUGCUAAAGCUAGGGUUGGGUAUUACACUGAUUAUUGUCGUGAACUUGGUGUUGAUCCUGGUGCUAAUGUAACAUGCUAAGCCAGUGAAAUGUUUAGGCAAAAAUAAUACUAUCAAAUUGUGAUUGCCAAAAAUGAUACAAUAAUAAUUGGGAACAUUAGAGUAUGUAGUAGUCAACUGACUAAGAAUGUACCUCCUGUUUUCAGUUAAUAAUAUCAACAAACCUAUAUAUGCGCAUCUGUACUUUCAUCCUUUCUUGUACUCAUCCAAUAUAAUUAAGUACUCUCUUCGUAACAUUUUAAUAUUCGAAUUUAAC
Messenger RNA from Oldenlandia corymbosa var. corymbosa, 1019 nucleotides. NCBI's taxonomy places the organism in Eukaryota, Viridiplantae, Streptophyta, Magnoliopsida, Gentianales, Rubiaceae. The record is from the annotation of a GenBank genome assembly.